Molecule: messenger RNA, 1824 nt
Organism: Hyaloscypha bicolor E
Lineage: Eukaryota; Fungi; Ascomycota; Leotiomycetes; Helotiales; Hyaloscyphaceae
Product: kinase-like protein
Exons: 2
Coding region: 1-1824 (607 amino acids)
Biological process (GO): peptidyl-threonine phosphorylation; peptidyl-serine phosphorylation
Molecular function (GO): protein serine/threonine kinase activity; ATP binding
Source: RefSeq, a predicted model, not a curated record
AUGAAUCGGUUGGAAGAAUCACUCAUCCAGCGUAACCCUCUAAGCUUCGAACGGCUACAGGCACGCGGCUUGGAGUGUUUCUCAGGCGCGGGGGUAGUUCCAGAAAUAAAUCAGCUGGAAUUAAGUCCAAGGACUUACAAGACUCCCUUACCGAAACAUGAGAGUGGAAAUCCGAUCGUUUUCGAGAGCCCGACAACAAGCCAGGCUAUCACCUACCUCGAAAUGGAACUCUACAGACGUCAAGUAAGGAACAUUAGUGGCAGAACCUUUAUCCCAGAAGGUACAAUAGAGCAAAUCCUAGAUGAGGCCAUUAUUGGUCAGACGCUGCGAGUCUUUCUAACUUCACCUCUGAUUCGAAGCCAAAAUUCAGACGAGUUGCAGUCCCGCAAGAAAAUUUUCGUCAUUCUGCUGCUCGCAGAUCUGCUCAAAUUCAUUGAACCGGUUCUUUAUAGAAUUGGGGUCGUUGACUCUCUACUUCCCAUGCCAGAUCCGCAGCUCCUUUCUGGCAAAUUGCCCCGUUCCAUUCAAAAGGAAGAAGAGAAGGAGCAUUGGGAGAAAUGGAAAACUGUCUCAGAGGUGUUUGGCCGGCCAAGCUACGUCGAAAGGUUCUUCUUUGCGCAAUGGCGCGUUCUAGCACCUUUCAUUCGCGGCAGGGACAAAGUGCUGCACUAUUUGUUCACUCCUAACCACAUCUUGCCUUUCCUACCCAGCGAGUCUCAGACAAGUGGUCUAUCGGAGAUAGACUCCGAUUUCUUAGAAGAGCAAUUGAGAUACGGUUCAUUUAGCGAGGUGAGACGAGUAAAAAUCCACCCAGAUCAUUAUGACUUUGGGGAUUAUGGAAUCAGCAAUCCAAACCAUUUAUUUGCCAUCAAGCAGCUCCGGGCAGUCGACCACACGAGCUUUCAAUUGGAAACGAAGGCUUUGGCUCAUUUCCGUCGGCCGCACCCCCCUCAAAUCAUCCAACUUCUAGCGACAUACGAGGUUGGAAACGAUUUGCAGGAAGGCUCUCCGUCAACUUAUCACUUGAUAUUUCCAUGGGCAGAUGGAGAUCUUCGAUCUUUUUGGAGUGCCGAGAAAAGAUAUGUUGGCGACCCGAGCAUUAUUCCGUGGCUCUCAGAACAGUGUUAUCAACUCGCCACAGCCGUAGCAGCUAUCCACGAGGGCUAUUCGACCUCUAGUGAAGAUUAUCCAGGGGAGCCUCAACACGUAUUUGGAAGGCAUGGGGAUAUAAAACCGACAAAUAUCCUAUGGUUUCCACCUCUCCAGAAGGACAAGGAGGCGAACUUGGGUCAGCUAAUUCUUGGGGAUUUCGGGCUGGCGGCCUUCCACCGAAGGGACUCACGAUCGAAUUUGACCUCCACUAAUAUCCCCCGGUCAAUGACUUAUUCAGCCCCCGAGUUUGUCACGAGAGAGAAAGUUUCACGAGCCACAGACAUAUGGGCGCUAGGGUGCAUCUUCCUAGAAUUCAUCACUUGGUAUCUUGAAGGUGCGCAUGCUGUCAACGAAGAAUUUCCCGAGUUUCGUGCUACCGCGGAUGUUUUUGGAAUUAGGUCCGACACGUUCUUUGAGGUUAUUGGCUCUUUGGAUGACCCAGGGGAUGGACACAUUUCGAGGGUUAAGCCUGAAGUAAGCGCCUGGUGUCUGCGCCUGUCCAGGAAUCACAAUUGCAGCCUGUAUAUCCGAGACUUCUUGGCUCUCAUCGAGCGGAUGCUAGACGUGGAGCCAAAAUCACGAAUCACCGGCACUGAUGUGGCGGAGAGGCUACUUGUAUUCCGUCGCCGUGCGCAAUGGAUGCCCGGUACUAUCAAGGAAGGUUUUAAGUAG